CGUCACCAUCCUCGUCUUUCAAAACAAUUAAAAUGGCGGCGCACGCGAGAUGGGCACUGUACCCAUUGCUACGGACGGCGAGAAAUACCCCUUUUAUUCGGUUUCCAGAAAGGACUAGAAUUCUUUACCACACCCACUUUCGCAGGACAACCCCUUCUGAAAUCACACACGUCCAAAUACGACAGGUUUCCAUCCAGACUCAAGACACCCCAAACCCGAGAAGCAUGAAGUUUCUCCCAGAUAAGCCAGUUUUAGGAAGCGGGACACUGGAUUUUCCCUCUCAGAGCUCAACGCAGUGUUCAUCUUUAGCCAGAGAGCUCUUUGAAAUCGAAGGAGUGAAAAGUGUGUUCUUUGGGCCAGACUUCAUCACCGUCACUAAAGUAGACGAGGACUUGGAGUGGACAGACAUCAAGCGCAAUGCUCUGGAGACCAUGGCCAAAUUCUUUGAGAGUGGCGACCCUAUCACGACGGGAGACGUCCAUCCAGAAAGUAGUGUCUCUGAAGAUGAUGAUGAGGUGGUGUUGAUGAUUAAGGAGCUUCUUGACACCAGAAUCAGACCGACAGUGCAAGAGGACGGCGGUGACGUGAUCUUCAAGGGCUUUGUGGAUGGCAUUGUGCAUCUGAAGCUAGUGGGUUCCUGCACGGGGUGCCCCAGCUCCACAGUGACCCUCAAGAACGGCAUUCAGAACAUGAUGCAGUUCUACAUUCCCGAAGUAAAGGCAGUAGAGCAGGUGGAAGACGAAGUGGACGAAGUCAACGCAAAGGUCUUCUCAGACCUGGAACGCAAAUUACAAGAGUAAACGUAAAGUUAAUUGACAAAUUAAUUGAUGAACUCUGCAUACCAAAAAAAAGUAGGAGAGGAACUAAGGAGCGCUGUUGCUGUGCCUGCUAGUUAAAAUAAUCGUUUUCACCUUCACAGAAAUGUCAAGCUAAAGAAGCUAACGUGCUGUGAAAACACUUUUUUUUUUGCAUAUUGCAACCAUACAAAAUGGUAAAUUUUGUGAACUUGUGUCUGUGACGGCUGCAAAUGUUUGUUUGUAUUUAUUUUCUCUGUUUGAAAUACUGUAUUUUUGAAAGUUUUUUCCCGUUAGUGUAAUUCAGAAGGAAGAUGAUGUGAUUCCUGCUUUAUAAAUGAAACAGAUUAUCUAUUUGGAAAUGAUUAUUAAAGAAGUGGAAGUAGGAGCGUUCAAACUAAAAAAAACACAUUUAACUGUAUUGUAAUAUGUCGUAUCCACUGCAUCACAAUAAAGUUCACAAAUACUGGA
Molecule: messenger RNA, 1265 nt
Organism: Syngnathus acus (greater pipefish)
Lineage: Eukaryota; Metazoa; Chordata; Actinopteri; Syngnathiformes; Syngnathidae
Exons: 8
Coding region: 33-800 (255 amino acids)
Biological process (GO): iron-sulfur cluster assembly
Cellular component (GO): mitochondrion
Molecular function (GO): iron-sulfur cluster binding; iron ion binding
Source: RefSeq, a predicted model, not a curated record